GUUGACACUUGUCCAUUAUCACUCGCCUUGCCUCCUGGUGCCUUUCGAGGGGUCUCCUCGCCGUCCCCUCGCCGUCCCCUCGCCGUCAAGGCGGGUAGUAGUGGCAUGGAGAAGAGGGGAUCAUGCUCACUCAGCUUAUACUGUAGCUCCGGGUGCGUCCUUGUGAUUUCUCGGGUACGAGUACCGACAAUACCAUUCGAAUGUGGAAUCUCGCAAUUUUCGACCGAGCAUAAACUCAUCAUCGUCAUCGUCGAAGAUCCUCCCCUCAGGUUGUAUUCAAUACCGGUACUCGUACAUGAGUACUCGAAUGGCAUUUAGAAAACAAGCAACAAAACAACCUCGGCUCGGGACGGGAGUUCUUCCGUUUGCAGGUCAAUCAAACUGUCCCAACUUUGGAGGGGAAGCUCUGGAGUCUGGAGCAUGUUUAGAGAAACAUGGCCCUGGAUUGAAGAUCUGAGGUGACAUGACAAGCGAACGUUCAUUGGCAGAAACGCCAAGCGAAGAGACGCAUCUGGAAACGUGAAAAGCGGGAAGAGUGGAGGAGAUAGUAAUAGAGGAGGGGAAGAGAGGGAGCUGGGUGGGAGCUCUGACUGCGAAUUCGAAUGCACGAGUUCGCAAGCUCGCAAUGUUCGAGACUAGAGUAUUUUACGGGUAACGACUCCUAGUUCUCCGUCUUCUUCUGUCUCCAUCCCCAACACCUUCUUGAUUGGAUGAGGUGGCGAAAUGUUUCCAACGAGUUUGUCGUUUGUUUCCAGCAGCUCAGCCUCUUCCCUUGAUGUGUCAGUGUCGCCUAUGCCAUUUUUCCUUGAGAGAAUUCAAAGCGGCCAGUCUUUUCGGAUCGACAAAGAGCCGCAAUUGCCGCUGAAUUCGGCAUUUGCUGGCGGUGGCGGUGGCGGUGGCAGUGGCAGUGGCAGUGGCAGUGUUGAAAGCAGCUGCGAGGGGAUCAUCCAACUUCGAAUCGCAUAUGAAUGACCAUAUCAGUCCUCGAUCGCUACAAAAGAGGCCAACUAUAAAACAUUCGGUGGCACCGCUGCCUUGAACUGGCAAUUCUCACGUGUCUCUGGCAGUCCUCAAGUAAGGUUUGGCUUGCGUAGUCCCCGUACGAACUGCCAGCCACCAAAGGCUGACUGUUCAGAUACUGAGGUGGAGCAGCCGAGAGCACUGAGUGUCUAACAAUAGAUUUCUUAAUAUAUUCACUGCGAUUCCUCUACCUCUGUGAGUAGAUCUGUGAUGUGAUACAAUUCUUGACAACUUCUCGCAAUUAUCAUCUGAAUUCUGUUUCUGUUAUUCAGUGUGUCACCUCUUCCCUGACUCAGAUCUCUCCUUUCUUGCCGUUUGAGGUUGGUUGGGUGAGUUGUUUGAGCCCUUGAGGCUUGAGCUUGGUCUUCAAGGUCUUGGUCCUGCCCUGUCCUGUCCACUCCGUCACCCCCAGCCGCGCUUUCUCGCCUCUCCCGACCUCUCCCAAACGCUCGCUGAACUGAAACUGAUCAACCUCAUCAACCACACUCCUGCAAACAAACAUCCAUCAACCGACACACUCACACAACCACAUACGACUCUUUCGCAUUGGAAUCAAGUACACUCUCUCCUCCACAACCCAAUCCAAAUUCCGCUCAACGCAACAAUGGCCGACUCUCGCGAACCCCAAUAUGAUCCUUAUAUCCCAAGCGGAGGAAAGCCAGCUGCUGGUGCAGGAGGCGCACAAGGUGCUCCCGGCAAUCAAAGAACCGCAGCUCUACAAGCAGUAAGUGACUUCUCUUCCUCUGCGAUGAAAUCACCCAUGGAUACCGCCUUUGAUGAUGUUAUCAACGACGACAUUCUCGAUCACCAGCGCAUUGCGACACGGGCCUUGGCUGUACCUCCGACCGCGCCAAUCUUACUAUUAUCGCAAACCCUCAAUACCUCUCGAAGCCACGAGCGAAUAUACGAGAUACUGCGACAUUUGGAAUGCUAGGGCUGGAUUUUGAAGAUGGCAUGGUCAAGUUCGGAGCUUUCUAUGCUGGCAGUGUCGGAUGGGUGUCAGCCUAGUUACCACGUCAUGUUCAAUCCACCAUGCCACAGAAAUCACUUCAGAGGAGAAACCCGAGCGAAUAUUUCAACGACAGGAUUGACAACUGCUGUUCCCUUGGCCUUGUGCAAAUUAUCAAGUUCAAGCAUACCUCAACCUAGCAACUGAUCCCGACUGACUACCUGGAACACUGGCCCAUCAAUUGGAACAACUCAACAUUGUAUAUGCGAUUGCUAACUCAGGGUUUCUAGCAAAUCGACGACACAGUUGGUGUAAUGCGCGAGAACAUCAACAAGGUUUCACAGCGUGGCGAGCGUCUUGAUUCCCUCCAAGAUAAGACCGACAACUUGGCUGUAUCCGCUCAAGGAUUCCGACGAGGCGCCAACAGAGUCAGAAAGUAAGUAGACUUGAUUACUCGUCUUGGGAUUGGUAUUUUGAGGACUCUCGGAAUACCAAAGAACGACGCGCAUCAUCUGAUUUUGGGCAAAUUGCUAACUGUUUCAAAGACAAAUGUGGUGGAAGGAUAUGAAGAUGAGAAUGUGCCUGAUCGCUGGUAUCGUCAUCUUGCUUGUCAUCAUUAUCGUUCCAGCUGGUAAGUUAAACCUUUCCUGCUUUAGUCCUAUGGAAAGUACUAACACUCGUCUAGUCGUUGCCACCAGACCCAAAUAGAUUCGUGAUGAUUAUUGAAUCGACGCGGUUACUGGAGGAAAAUGAUUUCGAGCUUUUUACAUAUGAAGUGAGGGCAUUGGGAUUUUUCUUGAUCCUUUCUGCAUGCGGCACUCGCUGGCUACGAGAAAACUCGAUCAACGAAUGGUUAGCACAUGGAGUUCUUUUUUUGAGAUUUUUUAACGUUGGUUUCUCGAGGGCUUCACUUUACCAUUGGGGUUGGGAGGGACUUUCGGGCUCUGUCACUUGAGAUUGGAAGUGGCAUCCUAUUCAAUGGGAUUUGUAUCAUGUAGGAUUUGAGCGACGGUAUAAUGGACAUUGAUGACAUGAGCUUAUUUCGCUUGAUGCUAUGUGUAUGUUCGC
Hymenoscyphus albidus is the source of this 3037-nucleotide messenger RNA. Lineage: Eukaryota; Fungi; Ascomycota; Leotiomycetes; Helotiales; Helotiaceae. The record is from the annotation of a GenBank genome assembly.